AUGGACAGAUCUGACUAUGACCUGGAGUAUGACAGCUACCCAGAUGACCUCUACGACAGGGUGUUUGACUACCAGCGUGUCCCAGCCUCUGUAAUGCCAGUCCCAGUGGAGCCCAGCCCUAUGAAACACUCCCGCGACCCCUCUUCCGGCCUGCAACGCUCCAGAGACAGACCACAGGGCAAGAGGAGCGCCCCGCGCACCGGCUCUUCCAGCACCAGGGCCAAGUUGAAGAUGGCAGAGGUGCUGGCCAUAAAGAGGGAGUUGACUCUGAUCAAGGUGCAGAUUGACGGACUGCUCGACAGCGUGGACAAGAUGGACAGACAGAGGAAGGACCAGUCAGAUUCCCCUCCGACCCAGGAGGGCAGUGUGUCGGACUCAGUCAGCAGUCUGUACGAUUCUCCCAUCAGCCUCCCCCACAGACAGAGGGAGAGCCCAGAGCCUGGAGAGGCCUGCAAUGAUGACCACCACCUCCAACACUACCAGCGCCACCGCAGGAUAAAUAACCAUCACUCUGAUCUGGAGGAUGACAUGUGAGGAGAUCAGACUAAAGGAACCCAGUGACAGCAGUACAAAGAGAUGGAGGGGGUUCAAGUGAAAGGAGGCGUGAUCAUCUCUAAUCACAGUCAACAUGGACACAACCCUCAAAUAAAUAUACUGUUCAUUACAAAGUAGAACUGGGACGAUAAACCGGAAAUGAUCGACAACAACCAUACCGAUCACUUAUCGCAGGCAUUUUGCUGAUAUCGUUCAUUACGAUAAGUAGCCUAUACUAGAGAAAUGUGAAGUUUGAAA
Messenger RNA from Coregonus clupeaformis (lake whitefish), 792 nucleotides. Its product is annotated as RNA-binding Raly-like protein. The record is from RefSeq and is a predicted model, not a curated record. The coding region runs from base 1 to 534 and encodes 177 amino acids. The transcript has 7 exons. Lineage: Eukaryota; Metazoa; Chordata; Actinopteri; Salmoniformes; Salmonidae.